UAGCAAUGUUUCUCCCAUUUUAUGUGAUUUACAAAAAUAUGCACAUUUUAAUUUUUAGCUCCAUAGAUCAUAUAAAAACAAUUGAGAAUUUUUCACUAGAACAGUUGCUGGAACUCCAUCGUGGUCAAGGAAUGGAGAUAUACUGGAGAGACAAUUUUGUGUGUCCAACAGAAGAGGAAUACAAACACAUGGUUAAAAGAAAAACAGGAGGACUGUUUGGAUUGGCUGUACGCUUGAUGCAGCUCUUCAGUGAUAAUAAAAGUGAUUUCACCACACUGACUGGAAUUAUGGGCCUAUACUUUCAAAUUAGAGAUGACUAUGCCAACUUGAGAUCCAAAGAAUACACUGAUAACAAAAGCUAUUGUGAAGAUCUCACGGAGGGAAAGUUUUCGUAUCCAAUAAUUCAUGCCAUUCGCUCCCAUCCUGAAGACCCUCAAAUGAUUAAUAUUAUACGUCAAAGAACUCGAGAUGUAGAGAUUAAAAAGUAUUCAGUGGAUCUCAUGGAAAAGUUUGGUUCCUUUGAAUACACAAGAAAAACAUUAGAAGAACUUGAUCGAGAAGCAAGAGUAGAAGUUGAAAGACUUGGAGGAAAUCCUCAUCUAAUAGUAGUGCUGGAUGAACUAAAGACUUGGUAGUAAUUUCUAUUCUGUUGUAUUAAUUUAUUAAUGACCUAAAUUAAAUGUAAGCCCAGUAACUUAGGUUUCAACAUAAAUGUUUGAUAUUAAUCUGUCACUUUUCAUAUACUUGUCACACUAAUAAUAAAUUUAUUUUAAAUCUUUUUUUCAUUUCUCAUGAUUGCACCUAGGAAGACUUGUAACGAAGGCAUUAUUAUAAUUUUACCAGUUUUAUUAUAGAAUUGAUGAAAUAAGACUUCUGUGACUUUCUACAAUUAUUACUAUAUUUUAUUACUUUAUUUUCAUAAGAUUUUUAAAAACAGUUUAUACCUCGAGAUAUGGUAGUAACUAAUAUACUUUUAAAUGAUGUUCAAAAUGUGAAACUUUAAAUAUUAGAUACUGCAUGAUGCUAUUAUCUAUCUAUAUUAUACUAGAUAUAUAUAUUUUAUGCAAACAAAUGAGCCAAACAUGUUUUGAUUUUUGUAUCUAAUGUCAAAUUCUGUGGUUUUAGUAAUCUGUACAUUUACAGUAUUUAGCUGUGAUGCUUUGUUUUUAUUAAAAAAUUGUCAUCAGACAUUCCAAAAUGUAUAUUAAAUAAA
Molecule: messenger RNA, 1213 nt
Organism: Limulus polyphemus (Atlantic horseshoe crab)
Lineage: Eukaryota; Metazoa; Arthropoda; Merostomata; Xiphosura; Limulidae
Product: geranylgeranyl pyrophosphate synthase-like
Exons: 6
Coding region: 6-635 (209 amino acids)
Biological process (GO): isoprenoid biosynthetic process
Molecular function (GO): prenyltransferase activity
Source: RefSeq, a predicted model, not a curated record